Molecule: messenger RNA, 316 nt
Organism: Paramecium sonneborni
Lineage: Eukaryota; Ciliophora; Oligohymenophorea; Peniculida; Parameciidae
Source: the annotation of a GenBank genome assembly
AUUAUCUGUUAGAUUCACUUUGACUUACAUUAGACUCUAUGCAUAUGCCAUUAUAAAUUAUGAUGCUCCCUUAAACAUAUAAGAAGUAUAAGAUUAUUUUGCCUUAUCGCAUUAAAAGGUGACAUCUUUAAUGAACUCUACUUGACAGUUACAGAUUACAUCACCAUAUUUUGUGAUAAACCGAGGUGCUCCACAUUUUAUAUGAUACCAAGUUCUCGGUUCAUUAGAUUGACAAACACAAUGAGAAGGGCAAGAAAUUUACAAAGGCAAACCUAUUCUAUUUUUAAGUUCUUCUUUUGGUUAACUUGAAACAGAC